AUGUCUAAUACAUCGGAUUUUGAUAAGUAUGAGGAUACGACGACCAGCGGUUCUCUGGACGAAUAUCCAUUUUCAACAACUUGGUCUGUGCCUCUCAUCUUGACAGCAAUUGCUUUAAUUACUGUUAUCGGGAAUAUCUUCGUGGUACUUGCUUAUUUUCGCGAUCCGAAAAUAAGAAUAACCGUUGCUAAUAUAUACAUUCUGAAUAUGGCCAUUUCGGACUUUCUAGUUGGUGCAGUCAUAAUGAGCGUCAAUUUGGCAUGGGUUAUCUUAGACUACUGGCCAUUCGGAGAGGUCUUCUGCAAACUAUGGUGCAUCAUUGAUCACACCCUAAGCAUGGUAUCGAUCAUGACUAUGCUGUUAAUCAGUUGGGACCGCUACUGCCUUUUGACCAAGGGGGUGAAAUACAUCAGGAACCGUGGUCAUAAAAGAACGACCUACACCGUCGUGUCUCUUUGGAUCGGAUUGAUAACUGUAUAUAGCAUAUUGGCAUUCACUUGGAGUUCCAUAUCAGGGGAACACAACGUGAACUAUGAUGAAGAAUGUGAAAUGGAGUUUCUUACACACUUAUCUGCUACAAUUGUAGUAAACCUUUUGGAGUUCAUUUUACCAUUCGCCAUACUGGUGGUGGUUUACGUAGGUGUGUUUGUUUACAUAAAACGGCGCUCGAAAGGUUUCGUCGGAAAUAGGAUCAACCCAGAUAUGCUCUCGUAUGGCGCCUCGACAACGCGAUUUCAGAAUACAAGAAUAGAGCAAGAAUCUACACAAAACCGACAACAAAGCGGACCAAGAAGCACAUCAUCCGAAGGAGCAACGGAGCAGCUUGAAGGAAUUGAAUCUUCAUUGGACCCAGCUUUAGAGACCAAGCGUUCCAAAUGCUGCUGGAAAGAAGAUCCCAGUGUUGCCCAAGCUCGGCAGCAGGAUCCCAAUCCUGAAUCAGAAAAUAACAAUUGGCCUAGUAAGAAGGAUAACAAAACUUUAGUGAGGCAUCGCAGAGCUGCCCUCGUUCUUACAGUACUUGUCGGUUGUUACACUAUCUGCUACCUACCAUAUAACAUAACCAGUGUCGUGUUUUCUAUUUGUGGCUUUGAAUGUGUGUCUGACCGUGUGUGGGAAACUGUCAGUAAUUUUCUUUGGUGUAACUCCACCUUGAAUCCUUUUAUCUACGCUGCUACAAACGUCCAUUUUAGGAGGAAUUUUCGCCAAUUCUUGGGACUGAAUAGAUGGAAAUUCAAUUUCAAACGAUUCAAAAUAAGUACUAGGAAAGCGGAUAACAGUAUUGGCAAUGCCAAUAAGUAGUGCUAUGUAACUCGAGAUUCAAAAUGAGAGAAAGAGAUUCAACUUUUACUUGUUUGAUUUCCUUUUUUUUUUUUUUGAAGACUCAUAUCAGUCCGACUGAUCAGCAAACCAACACCGAGAACUGGCCCACUUCUUACGCGUGCAAGAGACAUGUUCUGUAUUUAGUUGAAAGAUCUUAUGUAAAAUCAAUGUUGUCUGCCGGUUGCCAGUCGGUUUUAUUGCGUGUGGGUGCGUUGUGGUCUCAUGGUUCUGACUCUCGCCUUUCAAACAGAGGGUCUUGGGUUCGAAUCCUAGCCAUGACGUGUUUUCCUUCAGCAAGAAAUGUAUCCACACUGGGUUACACUCGAUCCAGGUGAGGUGAAUGGGUACCCGGCAGGAUUAAUUUCUUGAAUGCAAGAGCGCUGAAAGGCACCUCGAGCUAAAACCGGUCGGUAGAGCGGGGGAUUGGUAUUCCGGUGACCCGGGUUCGAUUCUCACUCGGUGCGCUAGUGCCCUUUGGUAAGGCAUUAAUCCUCAGUACCAGGUCCUUCGGAGAGGACCUUAAGCCGUCGGUCCUCUAGUUGCUUGCUUACAAGCAUUCAUGCUUUCUUAGCAAUCAGGUAAAAAAUCACCACCAAGAGAAUCCACACAAAAUUGAAAGUUGUUUAAAUGAUGUAUAUAGGUGACAGUUUGAGCAAAAUUAAUAUGAUAGUAAUCAAUUAGUAGAUAGGGCAAAAAAGUUGUAAACUCUAUAAUAAAUACAUUGUAAUUUCUUUUCUGAAAAAACACGUUUAUUUAAUGAAACUCCACUUUUCUAAAAAAAAAAAAUCAUGAAACAAUUGUAACCGGGGUAACUUCUCUUUCUGAACUAAGUGACAAGUUUAAGAAUGUUUGCCUUGCAAUACUCACCGAUAAUUCAGAUAGUGAUCCAAUCAAUCCAGCUUAUGCAUGUUAUUUAUUAUAUGAUAUCCAUCACGGAGAAUCAGGCUUGUGUCCCCGUUUAAAAUGAAGGGAAUACGCUGAUUAUUCAAAAUUAAUGCCAACACAAAUUGAUAUAUUUCAAAAUCAUAUAUAUAUAUUCAAUAUUCGUUUCGAUUUUAAUCAAUAGCCUACGUUGGAUCAACUAGUAACCUUGAUAAGAGACUGAGCCGUAUUACAAAGUGGGAAUACUGUUUCGUGUUAUUUUCUGCUAUUUCCCUGUCAGGUAUAAAAUGGCAACAACAGCAAUAACAAACUGCUGUGAAAGACGCUGACCCUAAAAUCCUGCAAAAUGAUGCAAAACAGGUUUUAGUAAAGGUGCCUAUGAAUCACUUGGCCCCUGUAGAGCUUCUUAGACUCUAGGUCAGCUCAAUCUCUCACAGUUAGAUGUUGGAUAAGAGUUGCUUCACCCCCUGCUAGUUAUGAUUUGAGUAAUACAUGUGUUUUAAUAUCUUGAGAUGCAUAGCCAUAGAAUGGUAUAGCUCUGUCACUCACAUACAACUUCGAACAGAAAUAACAAAUUAUUCUUUUAUUGCGAUCAAAAAUAGCAACACAGUCUGAAACAUAUUGUGUAAAAAUCGCCAUUAUGUUUUAUUCAUGUUACAUGAACUGCUCCAAUUUAAUACAUAAUUCACUAAUAAAACCGAAUCGUUGCUUGCAUUCAUACUCUACAGCAUAAACAUGGUAAAAGGCAAAUGGGUUUUUACCGGGAAGGACAUUUUUUUUUAAACAAAAAAUGCGUUUCAUCUUUCUGCCCAUUUUCAUGUCAUGACUUUCGUGUGCAGAUGUUUGAACACCGUGCAUUUUUUAAAGCCGGUGCCCCGUUUUACUUCGUAUAAAGGGCAAUUAAAUGUAAAUUCUGAUUGAAUGUGCAACAAAUCAUGGCUACUCUUGACACAUUGCUUUGAUUUGAUUGCAGUGGAAAUUAAUGUGGAAAUCGGGCCUGACAAACAGCGAAUACAAUGGAAAUCCAGGCAUAACGACUAACCAUUUUCCAUGAGCAAAGCUGUAUCCAAAAAAUAGAAAUUACAUGCACUGCUUUGCUCUUGCUGGCAAUGCAAGUGAUGGCCCAUCCUGCAACGGUAACACGACAUUUGCUCGGGGCUUCACUUCGUCUACGAUAUAUAGGAUAUACAUGUAGUGUUAAAUCCGGGGUUGAAGUAGAUCAUUCCAUUGGUAUGUGGAAUUUACAGCGGAACAAAAACCUCCCUCAACGAGAUAGUUACUAGAGAUUACCUAGUCCUAGAUUUUGCUUAAGUAGGCGCCGCGCUCUAUAAAGUAAAACAAAGUAAAUAAAAUGCAGUCUCCAACUUCUGAGCAUUUUUGCAGGUGAAAUUCUAUACUCGAAAGAGGCAAAGCCCCACCUUAUAAUAACACAAAGCCAGCUAUGCUACACGAACUCUCUUCUGUCGGGUAAAGCAGCAUUCCCGCGAAAGUACUGACCGCACAGGAACGUUAGCGCUAACAGAGGCCCUGUUAAAACCAGUGUGGCAGCGAUGCCCAAUGUUACAAAUAUGUGUUAUUUGCACAUUGAAAUAAUUGUUGGGACUUAACAGUCAGGACGAUGUGACUAGGCUUACUGCUAACGCUCUGUUAGGCUCGCAACGUUUCUGUCGGACGGCACUGGUUGAUUCAAUGCCGCCAUUGGUUUAGAUAACUCAUCAAUUGCGUGCGCUUUUUUUCAACAACCAAAGCCGGCUGACCUCUUCCAGCUAUGGAAAAUACAUGCAGGCAGAUAUUACUAGAAUCUUAUAAAACUUCUGAACUUGGAAGGCCUAUUACCCAGUGGUACAAUGUGGCCAAUGGUAAUCCAAUUCUGGAGAGGCAAAACGCUAUUAGUCGAAGUCACUGCAUUUUGGAUACCCAAUGGGAUAAUGAACGCUUAUGAUAAUGCAUUCGGAGAUCUGCAGGUUCCAAACAAAUAACCUGUUUAAAAGUUGAAUGGCAGGCAGUGUAAUGCCCAUCCAUCCCCUGUUGAUUUCUGAUACUCCUUUCAUAUUGCGCCUUUCACCGGCGAACUUCACCGGCGAAGUUCGCCAGCGAAGGGGAAAGUGUCCAGUAUGAAAGGUACACAGGAGAACUUCACCGGUGAACUUCGCCGGUGAACUUCUCCACCUCUAGAGGUGGAGAACUUCGCCGGCGAAACUGUUUCACCGGCGAAGUUCGCCGGUAAAAGGCCAGUAUGAAAGCAAACCGGAGAACUUCUCCUCUUUAAUGACGUCAGAUGUCAAUUUUUUUUCUCUCCCGAAGUCCCCUGCACCGAGAUUCCGCGCGCGAUAGUUGCAAGCUCAGCUGAAUGCUAUGGCCAAGUAGAUACCCUCGAACAUUUUUUUUUUUUUUUUUACUAACAAUAUUUAUUAAAAAGCACUUUUUACAUGUAUAAAAUGCGCUAAGAUAUAAAA
Molecule: messenger RNA, 4658 nt
Organism: Lytechinus pictus (painted urchin)
Lineage: Eukaryota; Metazoa; Echinodermata; Echinoidea; Temnopleuroida; Toxopneustidae
Product: histamine H3 receptor-like
Exons: 1
Coding region: 1-1299 (432 amino acids)
Biological process (GO): G protein-coupled receptor signaling pathway, coupled to cyclic nucleotide second messenger; chemical synaptic transmission
Cellular component (GO): plasma membrane; dendrite
Molecular function (GO): neurotransmitter receptor activity; G protein-coupled serotonin receptor activity
Source: RefSeq, a predicted model, not a curated record